AUGAAACAAAUUUAGAUAAAUUUCUCUGAUCUCAAUGAUGAUGCCAAGAAAAAGUACAUUAAAUUUUUUGCAGAAAAUCAUAUAAGUGUAGAAAACCAACCAUUAAAGAAAUCUUCAAUGCCCCAAUAACAGCGUGCUAGAUAAUUUAGUACAUUGAGUGAUAUUGCAAAUAGCAAGGCUUUCACUCCUGCGAAGUCGCAGAAAUAGGUUUCUCAGCACAUUAAGACGGAUCAUUCAGUUGGAGCCAAAUUCAGUGAUUUGGAAGAGACAUACCCAAAAAUAAUGAACAAAAUAUCAAAUAAGGAUCUAUUAUCAAGGCCUUUGAAAUUAAGUUUCAAUGAACUCAGUCUCCUGAUAGAAGAAAUAUAUUAAAAGAAGUUCAUUGAAGAUUCUAAUCAAAUUGCCAAGAAUUAGAAAGUUUAAGAAUUAGCUUUUGUUGAUUAUGUCUACGAAUUCCUAUUAAAUAAAUUUAAGCAUUCUAAAAACCAAGUAAGAGUAGACUUAUUUUAGUAAAUAAUCAAUUUCUUGGCAUCUGUUGAUUUGCAUGCCUUAAAAAGGAAGGAUGUGAAUAUUUUCUAGUAAUUUUUGAAAUUCAAUAAACAAGAAGUAUUGACAUUUUACUUGUUUACAAGGGCGGUUAUUUAGAAGGAAUUGAAAUUAUCAUUCUAUCAUCCACUCAGAAAGCAAGGGAUAGAUAGCAAUCAAUUGCAAUUAAAUUAAAAAUAAGUUCAAUCAAUUUCGUUACUUUUAUAUGGGUCAUCGGAUAAAUAUUAGGAAUUUAAGAAAUACAUUCCUGCCAUUGGUAGUAUAUCCGUAAGUGAAUUUUCGUUUGCAGCAAUCUUGAUUUACGAAGCCCAAAACUAAACAAUUAAGCAAAGACCAUUUCAACAAUAACCAAGAUCAUUAUCACCUCUUCAAUUCGCCAGUUAUACUGAUACCUUCGAAUAGAGACAACCUGAUUCUCCUUUGUUUAUGCAAUCAGAAACCACUGUAGAGAAUAAUAAAUAGUAAAAUGAAACAUUCUUCUCUUCUGUUGUUGUUUAGAGUGUUCAUAGUCAAAAGAAACCACGAUGGAAAGUGCAAAUAAAGUUUCAUCGAAUGCCAAGUGCUGUUAACAAUGUGUAAAAACUAAUUAAUGAGAAAUUGGAAACAAAAUUAUCUGAUUUUAUUGAAGAAAUGUUAUCAGAAAUGGAAGAAUUAACAGAUGAUUAAAAAAAAUAAUGUGUAAGUGGCAUAGAGGAAAGAAUCGUUGAUACAGUGGCUAUUCUUUUGGAGGCGAUCUAUAAAUUCGAUAAGUUGUUGUGGUUCAAGAAAUUGAAUAAAUAGCCAGAUGAAGUUGGAUUGGAGUAUAUAGAGAAUUUGCAAAAGCUCUAUCGAUCCUUAGUUAAGGCAAAACAGCCCUUGGAUGAUCAAUUGGAACAGCUUUGUCAACAAAUGAUGCAAACUCCAGAUUUGGCGAAAUAAAUAGGAAAUGAAUUAUUGCAAUACUUCUAUAAUUGUGAAUGA
This is a messenger RNA of Paramecium tetraurelia, 1506 nucleotides long. RefSeq lists its product as uncharacterized. The transcript has 5 exons. Lineage: Eukaryota; Ciliophora; Oligohymenophorea; Peniculida; Parameciidae. The record is from RefSeq and is a predicted model, not a curated record.